AUGUCACACGACUUGACUCGAGUCAAGUCCCACACUACCACAGCUCUGUCCCCCUGCCCAGAGCUCUCCUUGGAGGAGUGGCAGUAUGUGCCUGUGUCAGUGUGCACUGACAGCUGUCCUCCAGGAACUCGUAAAGUGCUGCAGAAAGGAAAACCCAUCUGCUGUUAUGAUUGUAAACCCUGUCCUGAAGGAGAGAUAAGCAAUGUUACAGAUUCCCCCGAUUGUUUCCCUUGUCCCAAGGAGUUCUGGCCUAAUGCAGUGAGAGACACUUGUCUCCCCAAGCCUGUAGAGUUUCUUUCCUUCAACGAGGUCCUAGGAAUCAUCCUGGCUGCAUUCUCAGUUGGUGGUGCCUGUCUUACCAUUAUAACAACAACUGUAUUCUAUCAUCACAGGACAUCCCCGAUUGUCAGGGCCAACAACUCUGAGCUGAGCUUCCUGCUGCUCUUUUCCCUGACUCUGUGUUUCUUAUGUCCAUUAACCUUCAUUGGACCACCCUCUGAGUGGUCCUGCAUGCUGCGCCACACAGCAUUUGGGAUCACCUUUGUCCUCUGUAUGUCUUGUGUUCUCGGAAAAACAAUAGUAGUAUUAAUGGCCUUCAAAGCUACACUCCCAGGCAGUAAUGUGAUGAAAUGGUUUGGUCCUCCACAGCAAAGAAUGACUGUGGUAUUCUUCACAUUCAUUCAAGUUUUAAUAUGUACUAUAUGGUUGGUUCUUAGUCCCCCUUUUCCAGUGAAAAACCUCACCACAUACAAAGAAAGAAUCAUCCUGGAGUGUGCAUUAGGCUCAGCUAUAGGGUUCUGGGCUGUGCUUGGAUACAUAGGCCUACUGGCUGUCUUUUGCUUUGUGUUAGCUGUCCUAGCCCGGAAACUACCUGAUAAUUUUAAUGAAGCCAAACUUAUCACCUUCAGCAUGUUGAUAUUCUGUGCAGUCUGGAUCACCUUUAUCCCAGCAUAUGUCAGCUCUCCUGGGAAGUUUACUGUGGCUGUGGAGAUAUUUGCUAUUCUGGCCUCCAGUUUUGGACUAAUACUGUGUAUAUUUGCUCCAAAGUGUUUCAUCAUAUUGUUUAAGCCAGAGAAGAACACCAAGAAACAUUUAAUGAAUAAAACUCAAUCCUAA
Molecule: messenger RNA, 1116 nt
Organism: Epinephelus fuscoguttatus (brown-marbled grouper)
Lineage: Eukaryota; Metazoa; Chordata; Actinopteri; Perciformes; Serranidae
Product: extracellular calcium-sensing receptor-like
Exons: 3
Coding region: 1-1116 (371 amino acids)
Biological process (GO): G protein-coupled receptor signaling pathway
Cellular component (GO): membrane
Molecular function (GO): G protein-coupled receptor activity
Source: RefSeq, a predicted model, not a curated record